AUGGUCUUCAUGCUAUCCAACCCUGAGGCCUUCUUAUUAAGUGCGGCCUUCUGCGCCGCCCCCGCCCCCGCUUGGUUGGAGGUCUGCGAAGACGAAUUCUCCUCCUUUAAGGGUUUCAGAGGAGGCAUCAUCAUGUUUAUCGGCGGUAUCUUAGCGUUGGGGUCCUUCGCAAAUUCGGGUAAGCCAUCCAUCAUCAUGGGUGGGAAAAACACCAUCGGCAUUGGCGGCAUUUCUUCUCCCUUCAUGCCACCUGUUCCCGGCGCAUACGGCAUCGGGGGCAUAAGGCUCCCAUCUAUGGAAGCGGAGCCGGACUGCAUCAUGCCCAUCGGCAUCAUCCCGUCCAUCAUCCAGCCGGAUAAAGGCGGCACCUUCGGACCGCCAAUCGUCGAAUUGUUAUCCCCCUGGCCUUCUAAUCCUGGCAUGCCCGGCAUCGCACCUGGCGGAAAUGGGAAGAAGUUGGGCAUGCCGGGCAUUCCCAUCAUACCAGGUGGCAUCUGCCCAGGCAUCAUUUGCUCCGACAUUGUGGACUCUCCUGAUGAUACUACCGACGCCGAUUUCGCACUGGGUGCCGCUUUAGCAGAGGAUGCAGCGGAUCCAUCCGAUCUAGGACCGGCGCCUCCAGGCAUAGGAGGGAAACGCCAGGGGAAACGUUGGUUCUCAGACCCCGGCGCUGCACUUUGCGCAGCGUCCGGACGACGAAAAGGGUCUCCCUGCACCCCAGGCACUGGGAAACCAUCUCCCAUUGGCCCUUGUGGAGCAGCGUGA
Babesia ovata is the source of this 765-nucleotide messenger RNA. RefSeq lists its product as uncharacterized. The transcript has a single exon. NCBI's taxonomy places the organism in Eukaryota, Apicomplexa, Aconoidasida, Piroplasmida, Babesiidae. The record is from RefSeq and is a predicted model, not a curated record. Bases 1 to 765 code for a protein of 254 amino acids.